Molecule: messenger RNA, 4935 nt
Organism: Amoebophrya sp. A25
Lineage: Eukaryota; Dinophyceae; Syndiniales; Amoebophryaceae
Source: the annotation of a GenBank genome assembly
GGUGCUGGUCGUACUGCGCAGCCUCAUGCACCAGUAGAGAAUCAUUUGCAGCUGCCGGCGAUUCAACAUAAAGCGACCACAGCAAGCAAUUCUUCAUCUAGAAUGUUUUCCCCGAAAAACGGAGAGGUUGCAGCGUCUCUCAAGAUAGCAUCACCACCUUCUACGCUUAAGGCAAGUUGUUUUAUUUGUGUAAAUAUUUUGUCAUUCUUCAGCUAAAGUGGCGAGGAAGCCGUUUUUAGUAGCAAAUUCGUUUAGCUCUAAAAUACGCCAAAAACGCGCUUCAGGCCCCGCCCCCGGCCGGAGUCCUCCGCAAGCUAAGAGAAGUAAAGACUCAUCUGCCCAUCAAGACCAAAAGAAGGCAGUAGAGGACCUAGAAGAGCAAAAGUUACACGACCAACUACAUGACCCAUCGUCGUCGCGGUCCUACCAGUUUGCAACUGGGAAAUUCGGAAGAGACCUGCAGGACGAGCAGGAUCAUCAAGAAGAAGCUGGGCCUCCAGGUGGUGGUGCCGAGGUGUUACUCUGCGACCCUUCAGUGCGACAGAAUCAUGUAGUUCCUGCAUCUAGGACGUCAACGUCUUCAUCUGAAUUCUUCAGAGGGCAACAUCAACAUCAUCAAGAAAAACAGCAACAUUUUGCCUAUGGCGAUUAUAGUGGUCGAAUCUUACAGUCCUCUACUUCUACUACGUCAGCACUGAGUCCAGCAUCAAAGUUGUCGCGUGUCGAGAUCAAAAGCAACUACAAGUACCAACCGGGUAACAUGCCGGAUGUAGCCUACGUCAGCAGCGAGGGCAUACUGUCAGAAAGAGGUGUUCCACUAUCGCCGAAAGCAGAACGACAACCACAUGACCCGCCACGCCCAUUGUUCUACAGCGAGGAGCCUAUGGAGGUCGAUUCGGGUGCAGCUCCAGUAAACACCCUAGCAGAUGAGCAGAAGCAAUUCGUAGGACAUCAAGCACAAGGACAAGACCAACAUGAUGCACAAGUUGGUCAUCAAAAUCAAUCUCGAUCAUCAUCUAUGAUAGUUAAAACGCCGCCGAACGCAAUUGGCAGAAGUAGUAGAAAUAUGAGAAGAUCGAGUACUACGAGUUAUAACCUCGAAGAAGAAGAUGUUGAUGAGUGGAGCACCGGAUACAACCCCUAUGACAAUAGCCAGCGCGUUUACCGGUAUCCGCCGAAGAAAGCCAAGGCCCCGCAAGGACUGUAUGGAAAUGCUGGAUUCAAAUGGCUCUGCUGCUAAAAAUAAGUGUGUUGAUUCAUUUUCUUGAUUAUAACGCAGAUUGAUAUUAAUUACUAUUCUGGUCGCGAUUUCUUCAUCUUGAAGAGAUCAUCGUCAUUCUUUCUCCCUCAAGUAAGUACAACGGCUCCUUGCUACUUCAUCAGUCUUAACGACGACGUUCAAGACCUUUCAUUUUCCUGGAGGUUCAGAGCGACUGGAAGGCAUGCUAGAGGAGUCUGCACUAGAGCAUACUUUUGACCCUAGGGCCGCGACAACACAUCUUGUGCCGCGAAGCGAAUUGAUUGAAAUCGAAAAACCGAGUGCCGCACUUGCCCCUACCGCAACCCAUAGCGCUCCUCAUAAGACCCUGGAAGUGGACCCCAUGCUGAAUGCGACAAAUAUGCCGCAUCGAUAUACAGCGAAUUAUAUUACGGCAGAUUGACACUGACCACAGCCACACUGGCUCUGACACUGUUGUCUCACUGUUUCGCUUCGGACAUUUUUUUAUCACUAGUGCAUGCACAUUAUACAAAGCAGUUUAUCGCACGAAUGGUGCAUGGAGUGCAUGGAGCCCAGACCGAUACGGGACGCAAGAAGCGCCCCCUUUAGCUCCAUGCAACUCCAUACCAUCCAAGUCCAUGCACUCCAUGCCAUGCGAGCUGGCAAACCUUAGAGAUCAACCUCGUGCAAGUACCUGCACCGAAGCAGGGAACUGAUUAGGAUCAUUCUGCUUGUUCUUUCCAAUUUACUGCCCGUGCUACUUACUUAUAUAUUUAAAUAUUUAUCAUAAUAUCGCGACCAAGUCUUAUUUAAUGCGAGUAAUUCUGGACUAGGACGACUUUCUGGAGUCCUCUACUAAUUCUAGUGCAGAAACAGGACCAUUUGAAGACCAAGACCUGCCUGAGCCAGGGUUUGAGCAGCAGGAUAUUGCAAUGACUGUCGACGACGCUGCGGGAGCGCCACAGCGUGAGGCAGCCGCGGCUAGAAGUACCCCAGCAGGUCCAAGUAGCCCUUUUAUGGAAGGUGCUUCUUUAUCCAUCUCUUGUCAGCCUCGGUAUCGGUAUGGACGACAAAGAUCGUCCUCAACAUGGUCGCGGUCAUUUUCAUGAGAACCUGGACCUGUAUUGAAGCAGAGAAGCAUUUCUUUUUAGUUUUCUAAAAUGCUAGAAAAUAUCUACAAGCUACAACAGAUUCCUUUUAUAGUUUCAAAGAAACUCGUCAUUAUCAUACGGACCCAGUACGUUGUACCCCCACUCCUAGUCGUCCUGCUUCUAUUAUGAGAAAAGCCUCCCUUGUCACCCUUGUUCUUCAUUCCGCCAUCGUACAACAACCGGCAAGCCGCGCACCAACAAGAGCAAGUCUAUGGAGGUGGAGUCACCAAAUCCACAACUUCAGAAUACACCUUAAUGGAGUCGGGCCUUAUUGCACCUACUCGCGAAGAACCCAAAAUCCUAUGCCCUCAUUGUGGACGUAUCAUCUUCAAAUAAGUUUGAAUUUAUCAAGAUCAUCCCUGCUCUGCGUCUUAAACCUCCGAUGAAACUGAAAAUCGUGUGUGUGUAUGAUCAGAAGUACUAACUUACACAUAGACAUAGAUACACAACUACAGACGUCACUGUCAUUAAUAGAUAAAUUCUCAAAUAAGGUAAAUUUGCGGAAGCUGCGAGUAUACGGCAUAUAGCGGUUUGUGCGCGACUAAAGUCUAAACCGAAGGGAGCUUGUCGCAACCAAAAACAGCGCAUGCGAACAGAUCACCUUGGCCGUCGUGUUCCUGUAGAAGAUGUGUCACCAAGUAACAAGGACAUGAUCUUCCUCGGUCGUGAAGGCAUAGAAGCAGUGGAAAAUACAACUGUGCUUACGGCCAUUAUCAUUAUCAUUAUCAUUAUCGUGACCGCCCUUUUCGCUUUUCUAUCUUCCUCUGGUCUUUCUUUUUUCUAGUUAGGUCUCUCUGCUCGGCCACAAUUAUCGCACUAAUCUAGAGCACUUAGAAGACAUUUUCUACUAUGACCUUCAUCUUGAAGCUGAACUAAUUGUCAUCUGUAAAGUGUGAGAAUUAAGAAGCACUUCGACACUCAUUCUAUUAUUCUCCACAACGGGUAUUAAGAAGCAGUUGUUCUACGCUCAACGCUCAUUCUAUUAUUCUCUACCUGCUGAUAAUAGAAUGAGCUGACGAUUGUACUAACUUCUCCUCGUCUAAUCGCUCAUCCUCUGAGCCAAGAACGUCUCGCCAAGAGUUGCAGGCACAGUGGGAGCAAGUACGUUUGUUGCUUUCUUCGGGAGUGCAGGGUGUCGCGUCUGAGCAAGCCAUCGCGACAACUAUGCGCACAACAGACGAAGGGCUCUCAUGGCUCCGUGAGGCGAUAGAGACUGCAGCGAAGCUGCAAGUUAGGAAAGGUACAGAAGAUUUUACAACAAAUACAAUAUGAUCAGGACUUAUUCAUUGCAAUCACAUCAACGGUAAACGAUCAUACGUACAUGAUGUAAAGACACUUACAUAGAAACCUUGCUACAAUUUGGUAGAACCAAAAUGCUAUUGCUAGUGUUCCGACUAACUUUUUUCACAACCGUAUCACCUCACUCUGUAUGGUUCUGGUAUUUUUGGUAUAGCCUGAAUUUGAUCCUAAGGGUUCUCUCCUUGUUUUCCCUUAGGAUCAAACUCAGGCUAUACCAAAUACCAGAACCAUUCACACUCUCCUUCUACUAACUACACUCAACAUACUUAUGUUUCGCUGCUGCUCAGGUCACUUUUGCCGUUCUCUUUUGUCUUCGUCUCCGCCUCCUGCCGAAUGGAAGUUAAAGAGCGACGUUCGCGAGAGGCUGCAGCUGCAAGGGAUUAGUGUCCGUAAAUUGCUGAAAAUCAAAGUCUCCGAUGACGCAGACGUUGACCUACUUUAAGAGCAGUAGCAAUGAUUGCAACUUUUUCUGCGCUCUACUUAGUUGUAAUUACAAUUAUACAUAGUCAUAGACAACAUCGCAGUCAGAGGAGGACAGUGAGGAAAAAAAAGGAAUAAAACCGCUAUUCGCGGCUUCGCGAAUCGGAUAAACGUUCUUUUCAAGUAGGGAAAACCACAGGCAAGAACUUGCAGCUAGUGUACUAACAAGUUCACUACUGAUUCUGAUUCUACUUGAAGAUAUUGCAUCUCAUCGUCUAUAUGAUCUAAUCUCUCUUGGACUCUUUGCGCUUGGUGAAGGCGUUCUUUCAGAACCUGGAUUAUGUCUGUCGAGAAGAGCAAGCACAGCAAUUUCAGGGGACAAACCAGGAGCGCGCAGACUACAUCCGACAGCAUUUUUUGGGCUGAAGCAAAUGCCGUGGAAUUCGAGUUGCUACUCAGCAAGUCUGCCUACCUAUAAUCAUCUUAUUUUAUGAAAAUCGUACUGGUACUGGUACAGACACAGAGCAAGCAUUUGCUGUCGAGUUUCUAGGACUGUAGUUUUUGCACAUACUUUGGGUUUAGCUUUACCUUUACAAUAAAUCGCCGAAUUAUUUUGGGCGAUUACAGACAGUUUGGAACAACUUCUAACACAUACAUCUUUUACUUAUCGAUUACCCUGCAUGAUUGGAACAGUCAAUCCCUAAUAUGUUCCUCCCGAUCUUUAUCUUGGUUUGUGAGACUGGUGUCAAACACUGCGUCAUUGUUGUAUUGAGCUUCAUUUCCAUAUUUAAUCUCCAAUAUAGAUUAGAAAAAGAAAUGGCAGACUUCGUAAAAAAAAUCUUGCAG